Messenger RNA from Solanum verrucosum, 902 nucleotides. RefSeq names its product B3 domain-containing protein REM10-like. The transcript is spliced from 4 exons. The coding region runs from base 1 to 477 and encodes 158 amino acids. Lineage: Eukaryota; Viridiplantae; Streptophyta; Magnoliopsida; Solanales; Solanaceae. The record is from RefSeq and is a predicted model, not a curated record. Gene Ontology annotation, molecular function: DNA binding.
AUGAAAGGAAGUGCAUCACCUCAGCCCGAAGGAAAGAUGAUCAAUUUGGACGCUAAAAGUGUUUCCACAGAAGCAGCAGGCGUUAAGAUUAAGACCUCAUACGUGACUGCUCCGAAAGCACUACCUGCUUCAACAUCUGCUACUGAUGCUAACCCGCAUUUUAUUUCAAUUAUUAAGCCUUAUUCCAUCUUCAAACAUUUUCUGUAUAUUCCAUUGGCUUUUGCAAAAUCAAAUGGCUGGAUGAAUAGACGUUUUGAGAUGAUUCUCAUGGAUGAACAACAGAGAUCGUGGCCAGUUCGACUAGGGCCAGUGUCAGAUGAUCACAUCGGAAUUCACAUUGGAUGGCAAAAGUUCAAAGAAGCAAAUGAUGUCCAAGUAGGAGAUAUCUAUAGAUUUGAACUCAUCAACAAUGAAAAAAUACCUGCAGCCUAUUUCCAUCGUAUACAUUCUGGAAAGGAUGCCAAGCAAAGCCCUUGACAAGUUAGUGAAGCAGUUGGUGAUGGGCAAGGGAAAGGAGCAUUGAAGGUGAUGCUUUGGAUAUACUACAUGUUGCUCUAAUCUCAACAGAUAAUGUACCUUCAGAUUUUUUUUCGUAACGGAGAAAUCCUCGAGGUCCAAUGGUACAUGGUUCAAAGCUCGGUGAAUAAUGGAUUUUGAACCUGUAUCGUGCACUAAACCCAUAAAUCACAUGUUGUGCUCUUACCACUAAACCAAAGUUCGAGGUCCAAGAUGUACCUUAGAUUUAAUGUUCUUCAAUUACCCUUCAUUUGAUUACCUGACAUGUACAUUUUACUUCAAAUUUUAAUAAGUUGUAUUCAGUGAUCUUGUAAGUUGCAUUUUAACCAACUCAAGCUCAUAAUAAGUGUAUUUACAUAAUCAGAAAAUAAUUAAAUUUAUUUUUU